This is a messenger RNA of Phyllopteryx taeniolatus (common seadragon), 3809 nucleotides long. RefSeq names its product non-SMC condensin II complex, subunit G2 (gene ncapg2). The coding region runs from base 281 to 3583 and encodes 1100 amino acids. Gene Ontology annotation, biological process: mitotic sister chromatid segregation. The record is from RefSeq and is a predicted model, not a curated record. Gene Ontology annotation, cellular component: nucleus; condensin complex. NCBI's taxonomy places the organism in Eukaryota, Metazoa, Chordata, Actinopteri, Syngnathiformes, Syngnathidae. The transcript is spliced from 26 exons.
UUUGAGCGGGUCCUCAGCGGCUGGUAUGGAGCUUUGUAAACAUACGAGCUCACCGAAUUAUCGCUACAGAAGCUAGCUAAAGACGAUUAUAGCUGAACGUUUGAAUGUUUUAUGACUACAAGACACAUUAUUGUCUGGGAAUAAUUCGGUAGGGCUUAGUUUGCUUUUGUAAAUUGACGUCUGUUUUAACCGUAAAGUAAGUGACGCUCCCCCAUAGUUCACCACCCAUAACUACUUUUCAGUUUUAGUCCAUCACUUCUUUCCAAAUAAAAGCGACAACAUGUCCAAGCGUGAGGCUUUCGUUGAAGCCGCCUGUAAGGAAAAUGUGGACGACUUCCUUCAGCUCAUCCAACUUCACAAGGACAAAACGGAUCCUUUUGACGCAGAGGAGGUGAUGCAGGAGAUGUCCAGGGACCAGCGUGAGGCUCUGUGGGGCAAACUGGCCUCGCUCCUUCGGGACUUUCUCCUGGAGGUGCCCCCUGAACGCUGGGAGGAGGCUACAGAUGCUGAGUCGGCUGUGGAUGCCAAACGUGUUGUGGCCGGUGUGACGCUUGUGGCCACCGUGUCGCUGAAGGUCCUGCAAGAUGGUGACACCUACAACGGCCUUCUACAAAUUGCCCACCAACUUCACGAUGUUCUGGUGUCACUUCCCGUGACGGAAGCUCAUGUGCUGCUCCACAUCCACAUGCUGUGCGAGGCCUGGUGGAAGAAAGACCUAAAGGACAAAGACAAGUUUGGUCGCACCGCUUUUGUCAUUGCUUUGAAGAAGAGCUUCCUUUUGGCGAAACCGGGCGCUGAGCUCCAAAGACUCUGGAGCCUCCACAAGGUGCUCUCGAAUGUGGACUACGCGUCCGAGUACGGCGAGCAGCUGGGCAAGCAGCUGGUGCAGUGUUUCCUGCGUCCCCCCUUCAUCCGUAACGACGAGGGCAAGAGGUUCAUGGUGUUUCUCUUCAGCUGGCACGUGGACUUCAUCCCGCUCAUCCACGGCACCAUCAAAAAUCAGCUGCAGUUUUUUAACAAGAUGACUGUGGCGCAUAUCACGGAGAUCUACUUCAGCGCGUGGAAGAAGGCCAGCGGCAGCUUCCUGGAGGUUAUCGAGAGCGAGUGCGUUCAGGACUUCAUGAAGUGCGCCAUCUUGAUCCGCAGGUCGUCACCCGUCCGCAACAAAGUCCAACAGAUUGUCUUCUAUUUCCACAAGAGGAAAGUCUACCGGCCAGUGGUAAAGAUGCUCAGUGCCCUCUACAAGCCCAUUCUUUGGAAAUAUCUCAAUGUCCCUAAUUUUGAGGUUCGCGCCAACGCCACCUUGCUGUUCACCGAUGCCUUCCCCAUCCUCGACCCCGAUCAGGAAAUUGAACAGGCAAUUCAAAAGCAACUGGACACACUCAUGGUGCUGCUGUUUGACAAACACCCCUGCGUCCGCUGCAACGCCAUCCUGGGCGUCUGCAAGAUCCUCGCCAGGUGCUGGGAUUUGCUGCCGGGGGUCAUCAUCGUUGACUUCCUGAAGAAGUUCGAGGAGCUGGCGGGGGAUUGUAGUUCAGGCGAAGUCCGCUGCGCUGUCUUCACGUAUCUGUGCAUGGUCUUGGACAAUGUGCUAAGCCAUCCCGUGCUGGAGAAGCUGGUGCCCAGGUUCAAGUACAGCCUCCACGACACCUCGGAGAAGGUCCGCGUGGCUUUUGUCGACAUGCUCCUCAAGCUCAAGGCGGUCGGUGCGGCCAAGUUCUGGGAUGUGUGCAGCCUGGACCACCUGGUGGUCCGCCUGGCCUCCGACAAGCCGCACGUGUCCAAGCGCCUUGCCGCACUGCUCUUCGACUCCUACUUCCCCGCCGACGCCACAGAGCGGGACUUGUGCGGCCGCUGCAUCUCCUUCAUCCAGAUGAACCCCGUGGCGGCCCGGAAGUUCUACCAGUAUGCCCACAUGCACACCGCCCCUGCUAAUAUAGUGAAGUUGAUGCUGGCCAUCCGCCGUAUCCUGAACAAAUGCAUCCAGAGCAACGGUGACAACACGGAGCAUACCGAAGGCAACAAGGAAAACAGCAUGCCUCUAGGCGAAAAUCCGCUGGGACUGGAGAAGGACGUGGUGGCCAGUCUACUGGAGGUGGUGGUCAUCCUGUGGAAGACGAUCAACAAGACGCUGCAUCACAACGAGGAGACGCAGAAGCAGGAUGAGCGAUGCCAAGAUGCCCUCAUCCAGAUGGCGUCCUACAUGCCCGCCAAUGCGGUGGCAACAUUUAGCUACGGCGUGCUGUCCCGCUUGAGGAAGAUGGACUCCGGAGCGCCGCCCUUGGAGUACGGCCAGCUGCUGGACUGCAUUUGCAGUUGGGGCAAGACCGCCGGCAUCAUUGAGCUCAUCAGCGACUGGCUCUCCGAAGCCCUGCCCAAGAAACGAGGGGAAAGUGCCAAGCGGAAGGUGACCAUCCAGGUGACGGCGAAGGCCAAGCCGUACCUGGCGCUGGCAUACUUGGACUACUUGCUCCUCCAUCCGUCCACGCGGGACAAAGUCCUAGCGCUCAGUCAGGGUCCACUCAAGCAGCUCCACACGCUUCUAGGGAACUGGAAGUCGCUGUUGUACUCUCACCUCAGCUCUUCCACUGAUGGCGUGGCCGGCGCGGACUUGGCCCUGAAGGUUUUCAUGUUUCACGCCCGCCUCAGCGUGCACCUGCAACACAAGCUGUCCGAAGGCCGUGAGUACCUGCUGUCUCUGGAGCACACUGCGACGUGGGUGGGCGAGAGGGUGCUGCCCUUCCUGGCCAACAGGCGUCAGGGAGACGGCGAUGAUGAGGCAGAGCAGUCCAGAGGGUUAGGGGCAGAGAUAACCAAGAGCUUCCUGUCAGUGUGCACGGACGUGCUCGUCUGUUUGGCCGACGACGACUUCAAGGCUCACGUCCUGCACCUGUGCUCGCUUGUCGUGCUCUCAGAAACGGGCUACCUGUGCAUUCCCGCCCUACUGCCAGUUCUGAAGGAGUUGACGGAGAGUUACCAACUGACAGGCGAGGAGCAGGAUGUCCCCACUAAGUGUUUGGUGGUGGUAGCGAACAUAUUCCAGAGCAUUAUAGAACUUUUAGCUCGUCGAUUUAAGAAAGAGCCGGAAGAGGGGAAACGGCUGUGCCAGUCGACUUUGAGCAGCCUCGCUGACUUCCUGCAAGUGGCUCAAGCCUGUAACCUCAGUGGCGUCUUCGACACCCUUUUCGCCAUCGUCAUCGUGGAGACCAGAUACACCCUCCAGAAGAUGACGCACCCCGAAGAGGUGGUGACUCCAGAGACCAUGGAAGACUUGCCUCCUCUGUCCGGCACCCUCUUGUCCGUCAUCCUCAAGUCGCCUCCAGUUGCCAGGGCCUUUUCGGCCGAGGUUCUCUCCUCACUGGAUUCUGACACCUUCGGCAGUCUGACUGAGCUGGCUGCUGUCGUGCAUCUCCUGGCGGUCCUGCGGCACGUGGGACAGUCCAAUGCGUGCUUGAAGAGAGCCGCCGUAACCGUGCAGCAGCAGAUACACACGCACGCAGAUGCAGGCGGUGACAUCCAAGGGGUCCUUUAUCAAUCUUCUGUGACAACGCUCAAUGAAAUCCUGACACAUUGGGCUGACUGAAAGAAAAAAAUACUUGAGCUCUCUGGAGUGGCUACAUUUCUCUAUUUUCUAUUUGUAUUAAAAGCAUGUAUUAUUUUUCAUGUAUACAUGAAAUGUUUGGGUGGGUGAUAAAAAUAUGUAUUUGGUGUCGUGUUCAUAUGGUAUCCAUGUGCUACUAUCCUACUAUAUGAGAUUUGCCGAAAAUGGCUGCUUCCAAAUAAAAGGGCUGACUUCCUGUUCAAUUUUG